This is a messenger RNA of Vitis riparia (riverbank grape), 1017 nucleotides long. Its product is annotated as NADH dehydrogenase [ubiquinone] iron-sulfur protein 7, mitochondrial. Gene Ontology annotation, biological process: aerobic respiration; mitochondrial respiratory chain complex I assembly; electron transport coupled proton transport. Bases 93 to 722 code for a protein of 209 amino acids. The record is from RefSeq and is a predicted model, not a curated record. Gene Ontology annotation, molecular function: 4 iron, 4 sulfur cluster binding; NADH dehydrogenase (ubiquinone) activity; quinone binding. Lineage: Eukaryota; Viridiplantae; Streptophyta; Magnoliopsida; Vitales; Vitaceae. The transcript is spliced from 2 exons.
AGUCAUACCUGUCUUGUGGCCUCCACGGAGCCUCAAAAUAAACCCUCCCUUCUUUCUCGAGGAGCUUCUCUACUGCUCUCUGUCUCUGAAAAAUGGCGCUUCUGACGAGGACCUCACGCCUGGCCUUGACCUCGCCGCAGAGAAUCGCGGCGCUGCACACGACGCUUCCAUCCUUAUCGUCGGAUUCGGCGGCGCCGGCGCCGUAUUCUCGCGCUCCACCGCCGUCGUCGACCUCUCCUGCCGGCCUCUCCAAGGCCGCGGAGUUCGUGAUCUCCAAGGUCGACGAUCUGUUGAACUGGGCUCGUCGCGGAUCCAUCUGGCCCAUGACCUUCGGCCUCGCCUGCUGCGCUGUGGAGAUGAUGCACACCGGCGCUGCUCGCUACGAUCUCGACCGAUUCGGUAUUAUUUUCAGGCCCAGCCCUAGGCAGUCCGAUUGUAUGAUCGUGGCCGGUACUCUCACCAACAAGAUGGCUCCAGCGCUUCGCAAGGUGUAUGACCAAAUGCCUGAGCCUAGGUGGGUCGUCUCCAUGGGAAGCUGUGCAAAUGGGGGUGGAUACUACCACUACUCCUACUCUGUUGUUAGGGGUUGUGACAGGAUUGUCCCUGUUGACAUCUAUGUUCCAGGUUGCCCUCCAACCGCCGAAGCCCUACUCUAUGGACUUCUUCAGCUGCAGAAGAAGAUCAACAGGCGCAAAGAUUUCCUUCACUGGUGGACCCAAUGAGGACCUCCAACCUAUUUCUGGUUAGCUCCUGAGCACACUUGCAUUAAAAUAAUAAAAUACAACUUUGGUAGCUUCCCCCUGGUUAAAUGCCUUAUGUAAAGGGAGAAAUUGCAUGGACUUGUUCUUUCUUAUCAUAGACCCGACAUGCUUUGCCUGUAUUUCAUGAACAAGCUUUUGUCCUUGGGAAAAUGUUUGAAACUGUGAUGCACUCUCUUAUCUACUCUGUAAUUGUUGAAAGCUGCCUGCGGCCUUUGAAUUUGUGACUAAAUAACAAUGUUUUGUCUGAAUUUGAGAA